This is a messenger RNA of Panonychus citri (citrus red mite), 2122 nucleotides long. Its product is annotated as serine/threonine-protein phosphatase 2A 56 kDa regulatory subunit epsilon isoform-like. Gene Ontology annotation, biological process: signal transduction; protein dephosphorylation. Gene Ontology annotation, molecular function: protein phosphatase activator activity. Gene Ontology annotation, cellular component: cytosol; protein phosphatase type 2A complex; nucleus. NCBI's taxonomy places the organism in Eukaryota, Metazoa, Arthropoda, Arachnida, Trombidiformes, Tetranychidae. The record is from RefSeq and is a predicted model, not a curated record.
UUUUUUUCUUGUUGGUGUUUUUUCUGUCUUUUUAUCUCUUUACUUUCUUUUUCUCUACCUCUCUCUCUCUUUUCUGUCUUUACCUUCACCUUAAUUUUCAUCUUUACUUAAUUAUUUAGAGUAAGACUAUCAUCAAAUUGAAUAAAAUCUGAUUGUUUACAACCUGUUACCAGCAUCUUAACAUUCUCAUAUUUUUGUUGACUUUCUUUUCUUUUUGUCUCUAUAUCACCAUCAUCAUCUUUUGAUUAUUAUUUCAUCUUUAUUUAGAUAUAAUAAUACCACUAUUAUGUCCACUGCAAGUGGCUCCAGUCAAGAUGGUAUUACCGGUGUAACUGAAGCGAAUGUAUCAUCAUCAUUAGCAGUUCCUGGUACAAGUGUAGACUCAACAAGCUCAAGUCCGCGAGGUUCAGGACCGAGUGUUGGUGCAUCUUCUGUUUCAGAACAUCGUCAUCUUUCAACCGUUGGAUCAACCCUUGAACAGCCCACAGCCACUCCAUUUAAAGAUAAAAUUGACCCCUUCAUGAAAGAAUCUUCAAAACGCAAGCAGAAAAAAUCUCAAGGCUCGUCAAGGUACAGGUUAACAAGUGAUGUCGAAUUACAACAAUUACCGUCAAUGGAAGAUGUACCACCAUCCGAGGUUGAAUCACUUUUCAUCAAAAAGUUGAGACAGUGUUGCGUUAUUUUCGACUUUAUGGAUCCAGUGGCAGAUCUUAAAGGAAAAGAGGUUAAACGAGCCACGCUCAAUGAACUUGUUGAUUGUUUAACUAGAGGUCGUUUUGUAAUCACAGAAGCGGUUUACCCCGAAAUUAUUAGAAUGAUAGGAUGUAAUUUAUUCCGGACAUUACCGCCAAGUGAAAAUCCCGAUUUUGAUCCUGAAGAAGAUGAUCCAACGUUAGAAGCAUCCUGGCCACAUCUUCAAUUGGUUUAUGAAUUCUUUUUGAGAUUUUUAGAGUCUCACGAUUUCCAGCCAAGUAUUGGCAAGAAAGUUAUCGAUCAAAAAUUUGUGUUACAACUCUUAGAGUUGUUUGACAGUGAAGAUCCAAGGGAAAGAGACUUUUUGAAAACAGUUUUACACCGGAUAUACGGGAAAUUUUUGGGCCUUCGAGCCUUCAUUAGGAAACAAAUUAAUAACAUUUUCUUGCGGUUCAUUUAUGAGACCGAACACUUUAAUGGAAUAGGAGAAUUACUUGAAAUAUUAGGAAGUAUAAUUAAUGGGUUUGCUCUCCCGUUGAAAUUAGAACAUAAACAAUUUUUGGUCAAAGUCUUGAUACCAUUACACAAGCCCAAAUGUUUGGGUUUAUAUCAUCCUCAACUUGCUUAUUGUGUUGUACAAUUCCUAGAAAAAGACGCAACUUUAACCGAAUCCGUGAUCAUGGGCUUAUUGAAAUAUUGGCCUAAAACUUGCAGCCAAAAAGAAGUUAUGUUCCUCGGCGAAAUUGAGGAAAUUCUUGAUGUAAUUGAACCUACUCAGUUCGAUAAAAUUCAAGAAUCAUUAUUUAAGCAGAUUGCCAAAUGUGUAUCGAGUCCACAUUUUCAGGUUGCAGAGCGGGCUCUCUACUUCUGGCAUAACGAAUACAUAUUAAGUCUAAUCGAGGAGAACUCUAACACAAUAAUGCCAAUCAUGUUUCCCGCAUUAUAUAAGAUUUCGAAGGAGCAUUGGAACCAGACGAUCAUCGCUCUUGUAUACAAUGUUUUGAAGACCUUUAUGGAAGUUAACUCUAAGUUAUUUGACGAAUUGACUGCAAAUUAUAGACAAGAAAGACAAAAAGAGAAGAGAAAAGAAAAAGAAAGAGACGAGUUAUGGAGGAAAUUAUCGGAAUUGGAAUUAGAUGCCAAGAGUGGACCAAUAGGAGACGGGAGACUUUAACCACAACAUAAAUAUAUAUAAAUUGUAACAAAGAAGCAAAAAGAGAGAUAAUAGCUCACUCUGGUGUAAACACCGGGAAGUUUGGGCUGGGCACAUUUUAUGCCGUUUGAGACAAUACCAACAAGCGUCCAAUAGCCUUUCAUGUUGAUCAUCAAGGGGCCGCCGGAAUCACCAAAACAUGCAUCCUUUCCUCCUUCCUGGAAACCAGCACAUAAAGACGAUUCAGGAAUCUUUACCUCUUUAUUAUACUCCGAA